Molecule: messenger RNA, 1717 nt
Organism: Bufo bufo (common toad)
Lineage: Eukaryota; Metazoa; Chordata; Amphibia; Anura; Bufonidae
Product: chemokine-like receptor 1
Exons: 2
Coding region: 53-1147 (364 amino acids)
Biological process (GO): complement receptor mediated signaling pathway; positive regulation of cytosolic calcium ion concentration; inflammatory response
Cellular component (GO): plasma membrane
Molecular function (GO): N-formyl peptide receptor activity; complement receptor activity
Source: RefSeq, a predicted model, not a curated record
UCCUGAAGCAGAAGGACAAAGGAGCGUUUCCUCAGCACCAGACAUCAUCAUUAUGGAGCAGUCCACCCUCUUUCCAUCCUCACCCAACCCUUUGGCACUGCAAAUGGAGGACGAAGAAGAGUAUGUCCCCAUAGAAGAUCUUCCCUCAGAACUGGAGACCACACUCCGGUACCUGUCCAUCAUCAUUUAUAGCAUCGCGUUCCUACUGGGCACCACGGGCAAUGGCUUGGUGAUCUGGAUUGCUGGAUUUAGAAUGAAGAGGACAGUGAACACUGUGUGGUUUUUAAACCUUGCCAUCGCCGAUUUCAUCUUCACGUUCUUCUUACCGUUGAGUAUUGCGUACACAGCCCUUGAGUUUGAUUGGCCAUUUGGCACCCUACUAUGUAAACUCAACAGCACUGUGGCUUUCUUGAACUUAUUUGCCAGUGUCUUCCUCCUCACUGUCAUCAGUGCUGACCGUUGUGUCUCCGUCGUAAGACCUGUAUGGGCUCAAAACCACAGGACCACUAGGCUAGCCAACGCCAUAGCACUUGCCAUUUGGCUGCUUGCCUUUUGCCUCUGCUCACCAUACCUGGCCUUUAGGGAUACCAUAAGAGAUAACGAAAUGAAUGUGACCCAUUGCUAUAAUAAUUAUGCCUUUUCCAGUGACUUUGAUGACUUGGAGGUGGUAGCCCUAAGAUCCAUGAGGCACCAGGUGAUGAUCUCCGUCCGUUUUCUUUUCGGGUUCUUGUUUCCUUUUGGGCUCAUCUUAGUUUUUUACUCCUUGAUGGCCCUUAAGCUGAGGAGGAGUCAUCUUUCUUGGUCCAGUCGUCCUUUCAAGGUCAUGGCCACGGUGGUAGCGGCUUUUUUCCUUUGCUGGUUCCCCUAUCACAUCCUUUCAGUUCUCGAGGUCGUCAUGCACCACUGCGACAACAAAGGGUUAAAAUCAGCGGUACUUAUAGGAAGUCCUCUCGCUACUAGCCUGGCUUUUUUCAACAGUUGCCUGAAUCCCUUCCUAUAUGUCUUCUUGGGGAGGGACUUCAAGGAAUCUUUGCGCAGAUCCAUCCUUUUGGCCUUCGAAACUGCGUUUAGUGAAGAACAUGGUAAAAAUAGCUAUAGUCAAGGGAAAUAUCGAUCGGUCUCUGACCAGGAGUCUCAGUUUACCUGACUGAGCUUGGACUUUCUGCAAUGAAUUUUUGAAAGGAUCUAUGAAUUUAUGUUCACGAUCACUGAUUUCCACAACCCAAUUAUAUGGAAGGAUCUCAGUUGGGUUCAUAUCGGGCCAAUAUUAAUGACCAAGGGACCAAAUAUCUUAGUUUCUAAGGAGACUUAUACUCUGGGUUUUACUGAGAUUGUGGUUAUUAAUGGCUACUUUGUGUCAGUGUAGUGUAAUUUGCGCCCUGUGGUUGUUUUUAGACAACUUGAAUUAUAUGGGUUUUUUUUUCAGCUGAACUUUACAGAUGUAGCAGAGCUGAAUUUACUUCUCUGCAUUGCAAUGUUUGUGACUCUACAAAAGCAGUCAUAUGUAAAACCACACGGAUUAUCUCAAUAUCAGUGAAUAUUAUAACUUGUAGAGAUCCUCAGCACUUUAUAGAUAUGUAUUUAAGCAGUUAUCAUGGGGUCAGGGGUCAUCCCAUUGAAGACCAUUAAAGAAAGAUUCUUCCCAGUCUGAAAUGGCUGAUAUCUGGGAUUCUGGAUUGUAUAAUAGAAAUAAUGAUUUUACAGCUCACACAUACUA